AUGUCAUCCUCUGGUGGCUUGUCUGACCAACAAAUCAACAAGGAACACAAAGCCAGAAGAGCAGGUAAUAAAUUCAAAAAGAGAGAGGCUCAAAGAAAGAAAAAGCUCGGAAUUUCCGAAGAACAACAAAAGAAUGAUUACGUGAAUAAUCGUGCAAAUACGGUCGGUAAAGGAAAUGCCUAUGCAAGAGAUUUAAAGCCUCCCAAGCUUGUUGCAGUGGUCGGACCUCCAAAAUCAGGCAAGACAACUCUCAUUACAAGUCUUGUCAAACAAUACACCAAACAAACACUAACCGAAGUGACUGGUCCUAUUACUGUCAGAACAGGAAAGUCAAGAACAACAUUCUUUGAAUGUCCUAAUGACAUCAAUGCAAUGAUAGACAUUUCUAAAACAGCAGAUUUAGUUUUACUCUUGAUAGAUGCAUCUUAUGGAUUUGAAAUGGAAAACUUUGAAUUUUUAAACAUGUUACAAGUACAUGGUAUGACUCGAGUGAUGGGUAUUUUAACUCAUUUGGAUUUAAUCAAGAAGAGUAGUACUGUACGAAAAUUGAAAAAGAAAUUGAAGCACCGAUUUUGGACAGAGGUUUGUGAUGGUGCCAAAUUGUUUUACUUGAGUGGUUUGAGAGGUGGACUCUAUACACCUCGUGAAACAAUUAAUUUGAGUCGUUUCAUUUCUAUUAUCAAACCAAGACCAAUCAAAUGGAGAACCACUCACUCAUGUGUUGUCGUGGAUCGAUUUGAAGAUGUUACUGAUCCUGAGUUAAUUAAGGAAAAUCCAACCACGAACAGACAUGUGUGCAUGUAUGGAUAUGUAAGAAAUACUUUCUUACGAAAGGGUACUCCUGUUCAUAUACCUGGCUGUGGAGAUUUUACAAUCAAGACUAUUUCUAGUUUGGAUGAUCCUCUUCCUCCCAAGCCAAAAGAAAAGGAAAGAUCCAAAUUAGACAAAUACAAGGGAUUAUAUGGUCCAAUGAGCAAUUUAGGAUCAGUAUUCUAUGACAAGGAUAGUGUUUAUGUUGACAUGUCGAACACAUUUACAGAUACCACUUCAAGUGGUAAUCAUAGAGGUGGUAUUGAUGAAGCUGAAGAAUUACUUCUCACUCGUAAAGGAAAGGAUAUUUCUUCUGAAAAGAGAGAAGAACGAAAACAAAUAGCAGAGGAAACCUCAAAAAUCGUACAAUCACUCCUUCAAACCACCAGCAAUGAAGAUCUCAAUUUGGAUGAAAAGCUUUCCAAUCAACAAGUCAAACUAUUUUCCAAUGCCAAGUCAGCACUUGUGGCAAAGAAACCAUCCAAAGCAACCAAUAUUGAACACGAUGAAGAAGAAGAGAAUGAGAAUAUCUAUAUUGAUGAGUCUGAUGAUGGUGAGGAUGAUGAUGAUGACAAGGAUGAAAUGGAAGAUGAUGACAAUGAGAAUCAAGUCAGAAAGAGAAGAGGUUUAUCAAUGCUCAUGAAUGACGAGAAUGACGAUGAGAUUUAUGCCAACGCUCUCAACAAGGCAAGCUCAACCAAGAAGGAAAAUGUUAUUUAUGAUGACGACGAUGAAGAAUCACAUGAAGAAUCAUUGCCUCGUCGAGGACAAUCCAGUGCCACAGAUGAUGACUCUGAUUCUGAAUAUUUUGAACCCAAAAAGUUGAAAAUGAAUCAAGCAACGGGUCAGUUUGAGGUGGAAGUCGAUGAAGAUUCACUCUCUGACUUGGAAGAUGAAACAAAUGAUAUGGGACAAGCCUCCAAUAAGUGGAAAGAAACUAUGGAAGAACGAGCAGCGAGUGCAUUCUAUGAUGUUGGUGUCAGCUUGCAAGAAUUGGUUUAUGAGAACAAUGAAGAGCAAGAUGAAGAACAAGACGAUCAUGAAAUGGAUGAACCAACUCAACAAGACUCUGAUGAUUUAGAUUCCAUUUUCAACUUUAAGAAGCAAAUUACCGAUAAGAAAAAGAAGAUUAGUGUCAAUCGAUUAAAGAUUGAUUACGUAGAUCGAUCACGAACACAGUUAGAACCAACAGAAAUUAAGCAUGAUUGGGACGAUGCUGAAUUCAGAGAGACGAUCAGAAACAAAUUCGUUACUGGAGAUUGGGCUCAAAGAAGAAGCGCCAAAGAGAAUUCAACAAAUCAAGACAACAUGAAUCUUGAUGAGGACAGUGGUGAAGACCAUGAACUCAAUGAUGAAGACCACCAUCUCAUGGAAGACGAUGAUCAUGUAGAAGAAUCGAUCAAGAAAAUUCUGUAG
Naegleria lovaniensis is the source of this 2226-nucleotide messenger RNA. RefSeq lists its product as uncharacterized. Gene Ontology annotation, molecular function: GTPase activity; U3 snoRNA binding; ATP binding. NCBI's taxonomy places the organism in Eukaryota, Heterolobosea, Eutetramitea, Acrasida, Naegleriidae. Gene Ontology annotation, cellular component: nucleus; 90S preribosome. The transcript is spliced from 3 exons. The record is from RefSeq and is a predicted model, not a curated record. Gene Ontology annotation, biological process: endonucleolytic cleavage of tricistronic rRNA transcript (SSU-rRNA, 5.8S rRNA, LSU-rRNA); maturation of SSU-rRNA from tricistronic rRNA transcript (SSU-rRNA, 5.8S rRNA, LSU-rRNA); ribosome biogenesis. Bases 1 to 2226 code for a protein of 741 amino acids.